CCACCCCCUUGCACUGAGGAAAUCUUCCUGUAACUUUCAUAUUCAAUUCAAUUGCUCUCUGCAAAGCAGCAGGAAGGGAUAGGCUGUUACCUAUGGCUGGAGACAACCGCAACAGAAACCCCCUUAAGAAUUUGGAAUCUUUGGGGAAAGAACUCUGUACUGGCAUUUUGUACAGCUUGUUGGAAAAAAAUGUCUUGAAUUUGACGGAAAAAGAAAAGGACAAAUUUUAUGAUGCUGAAUUGAAAGACAAGGUCCGGGUCUUUGCAGACACUAUGCAACAGAAAGGCCAUCAAGUAGAAAAAGUCAUCGUCCAAACCUUCCUUAAUAAGGACAACAACUCCAUCAGUGUAAAAGCUCCUGCAAAUGUGGCAACUGGACCAGAUGAGUUAAAAGAAUCGACAGAUAUUCUCAAGCUUUGUCCUCAUGAAGAGUUCCUGAAACUGUAUAAAGAAAGAGCUGGAGAGAUCUAUCCAAUCAAGGAGAAGCAGGAUCGCACUCGUCUGGCUCUUAUCAUAUGCAAUACCCAGUUUGACCAUCUUUCUCUCAGGAAUGGGGCUGACCUUGAUGUCACAGGGAUGAAGGGGCUGCUUGAGGGCCUGGGCUACAGUGUGCAUGUGGCAGAGAACCUCACCGCCAAGGAUAUGGAAGCAGUGCUGCAGGCAUUCGCUACCCGCCCAGAGCACAGGUCUUCGGACAGCACCUUUCUCGUGCUCAUGUCUCACGGCAUCCUGGAUGGAAUCUGCGGCACCACGCAUCGGGAUGACAAACCAGACGUGCUGCCCUAUGACACCGUCUUCCGAAUAUUCAACAACCGCAACUGCCUCAGUCUAAAGGACAAACCCAAGGUCAUCAUUGUCCAGGCCUGCAGAGGUGCAAAUCGUGGGGAAUUGUGGGUCAGUGACUCUCCAGUGACCUCAGCAGACAGCUCUUCACAGCCUUCUGAGCACCUGGAGGAGGAUGCUGUUUACAAGACCCAUGUGGAGAAGGACUUCAUUGCUUUCUGCUCCUCAACCCCACACAAUGUAUCCUGGAGAGACAUCACAAAGGGGUCUCUCUUCAUCGCGCAGCUCAUCACGUGCUUCCAAAAAUACUCAUGGCGCUUUCACCUAGAGGAAGUAUUUCGGAAGGUACAACAAUCAUUUGAAAAACCACAUGUUAAAGCUCAGAUGCCCACCAUUGAACGACUAUCCAUGACAAGAUAUUUCUACCUGUUUCCUGGCAAUUGAAAAUAGAAAUUACAGGCAAUCCAGCCCUUCUUGAUCAACUUCAAAAAGCACCUUUAUCAGUACUGCACAUGUAUUUAACCUUUUGAAUGCUCAUAAAAGUGAAAACAAAUGGCUGUGUCUUAUUGGUCCUCUACUAGAGAACACAAUUUCAAUUAAAAUGGUGGAUGAGUGGAAAUGAAGUGAAAGAAGAGAACUGGAUUUUCUAGAUUUAUGAGUCACAUAAUAUCUGCACUGCAUUGAGUGAAGAGAACUGUCUAUGACUUGCCUUCAGCAAAAGUGUGAAAUGCUUCCUAUCUGGAGAUGAUAAUUCCAAAUUGGUCAGCUCCUCACUAUACACUCCAGCCCUGGGACCAUUAAUGUCGUCCAGAAGAAGUAUUCUUAGUACUUAACCAACAUUAUAGGUUGAGUUAAUUUUUUUUUCAGUAAACUAUUAUUAUUUUAGCAAAUCA
Manis pentadactyla (Chinese pangolin) is the source of this 1675-nucleotide messenger RNA. RefSeq names its product caspase-13-like. Gene Ontology annotation, cellular component: protein-containing complex. NCBI's taxonomy places the organism in Eukaryota, Metazoa, Chordata, Mammalia, Pholidota, Manidae. Gene Ontology annotation, molecular function: caspase binding; cysteine-type endopeptidase activity. Bases 93 to 1226 code for a protein of 377 amino acids. The record is from RefSeq and is a predicted model, not a curated record. The transcript has 9 exons. Gene Ontology annotation, biological process: proteolysis; regulation of apoptotic process.